Molecule: messenger RNA, 2232 nt
Organism: Phialemonium atrogriseum
Lineage: Eukaryota; Fungi; Ascomycota; Sordariomycetes; Cephalothecales; Cephalothecaceae
Product: kinase-like domain-containing protein
Exons: 7
Coding region: 1-2232 (743 amino acids)
Biological process (GO): tRNA wobble position uridine thiolation
Cellular component (GO): cytosol
Molecular function (GO): sulfurtransferase activity; tRNA binding
Source: RefSeq, a predicted model, not a curated record
AUGGCGUCAACAGAGACAGUGGACUUGAUCACCUCCAAUGUGAAGGCGGAGUUGGAUGGUGGCACUGCAAACUUCAUCUUCCAUGGCCUGCUCUCAGAACCGCUUCCCGAUGGCACUCGGGAAGUUGCCAUCAAGCAUGGUGAAGGUUAUGUAGCCUCGCACCCGGACUUUAAGAUCCCGACUUCUCGCUGUCAAUUCGAGGAGGAAAGUUUGACAGCAUUGGCAGGCUUACCUCCCGCUUCCAACCCAUCUUGCAUCGUCCGGACACCUCGAAUGUUCCAUUUCAACCCGGAGACCAACACUCAGAUCCAGGAGUAUCUUCCCAGCUCAGUGGACCUCAAAACCUAUGCCCUCUCCCAUCUCACCUCGAAUGACGAGGGACUCAAAGUGCACUUCUAUGGGAUAGGGGAGGGCCUGGGGCUAUGGCUACGAAGUUUCCAUGAUUGGGGGAAUGACCAGGCUCAGUCCAAGCUGCAAGCCCAAAUCAAGCUGAACACGCCAAUGCAGGCUCUGAAGAACAGCAUCAACUAUGCAGGCCUUGUGUCCACGAUCGACAAGUUCCCAACGAUCCUGGAAGACGUCAGAGACGUAUUCGAGGAGGUCAAAAAGGCCUCCGAGGCUGAAUUAGCUGACGAGAGCAAGCUUCAAAUCAUCCAUGGAGACUUUUGGACUGGAAACGCUUUACUGCCGGACUUAGCGUUGCGGGAGGACUCGCAGCCGACCAUCUUCAUUAUCGACUGGGAGCUAGUCCAAUUCGGAGUGAGGCCGUUGGAUCUGGGCCAGAUGGUAGCGGAGCUCUAUGAACUCUACUUGUACAAGGGUAUCAGGGCCGGGCUGUGGCUGAUCGAGGGUUUUUCCGCCGGUUACCAGAUCGAUGACGACGACUUCGCAUUCAGGACGGCAAUACACGCCGGCGUCCACCUGGUCUGCUUUGGCAGCAGUGUCCAAGGCUGGGGUUCGGAGGACCAGAUUCUCGUGACGUCGCUCUGCGUUUGCAUGACGGGAACAGCCAUUGAGCUUGUAUUCGGAGCCGUAAGAUACCACGAGAUAGGAUUGGACUUCUUGGGGACCAUUGUCAUUGAUGGCUGCGACCGAAGCGGGGUCUCUGCCUCUGAGCCGGCCGUGCCAAAAGUGCGGCAAGCAGGAGGCAACACUGACCCAAAGAUCAGAGGCAGUGUGCAGUGUGCGAGGCAGAUCUCCGUCCUUGGCAGGGAGACCCGACCACCUGGAGCGAGAUACUUGGUCGGCCUCUCGUUUGGGACGUCCUCGACGGUGCUUUUACACGUCUUGAACAAAUAUGCCGAGUCUAUCCUCUCCAAGGGCCGCAGGGAGCCCUUCCAACUCAGCAUCGUCCACGUCGACACCACGCUGUCUGAGGAAGGGGCACCACAGGAAAGCGCUCAGAUAUCCCAAAUAAUAGAUAGAUACGCGCAGAGAUAUCCUCUAUUCAAGAUUGAGCGUAUACCUCUAACUGCGGCCAUCGGCCUUCGGACUAUCGACUGGUCAGCCUUGCCGUCUCUCAAGACCGAUGCUGAACCGGCGGAACAACUAAGAGACGUCUUCGAGCGGCUACCGUCGACGACCUCGAGAGCAGACCUGCUGCGACUAUUCACCCGGCACAUACUGGUAUCCACCGCACUCAGGCAGUCCUGUCAGGCAGUCCUACUCGGCCAUAGUACGACUGCGCUGGCUGAGUUGACCCUGGCGGAGACUGCGAAGGGCAGGGGAUUCUCGCUGCCCUGGCAGAUAAACGACGGCGUUUUUCCUGUCCAAGAUUAUGCUACAGCCGAUGAGCGCGAAGGGGCCAGCGCACUCCCCUCAAGUUUGGGAGAGUGCGUUCGGAUACACUACCCACUGCGAGAGGUCUUUCGCAAGGAGCUCUCAAGAUUUAUCACACUCACGGAUCCUCCCUUGACGGAAAUCAUCCCUAGGGAGUUGGAGAAGACAAGCUCGGUAGUUUCGCACAAGCACCUGAGCAUAGAAGAGGUCAUGUCACGAUACUUCGAAGGCGUGGAGGAGAACUACCCGUCCGUCGUCGCCAACGUGGUGCGGACCACAGCCAAGCUGGACCGGCUGGGCGCGGGGGGGAGAUGCGGCGUGUGCGGCAUGCCCUUGGAUGAGCAGGGGAACGAGAGAUGGAGGGGCGAGAUUGGCGAUAUCGGGGAAGGAAGCUCUCAGCACCCACCAAAUAGUAGCUUGUGCUAUGGCUGCCAGAGGUCCAUCCACAACUGA